UAGGCUUAUAAUGUUUUGCACAAGAUGUAUAGAAACUAACACAGGUUUCCCGUACGUUUGGUUUUUGUCUGGUUCUCAUAGGUAUGGUGACUAUCCCAAGCUCCCUAAUCGAUCUCUUCAUGAGAGAGACCCCUGGUACCAGUGGGACCAGCAAGACAUGAGGCAUAACUGGGGAGAGCCGAUGCACUGGGACUUUGACAUGUAUAUUCGGAACCGCGUUGAUACAUCCCCCACUCCAGUUCCCUGGCACACCAUGCGUAAACAUUUCCUUAUCUUUUUGACUACCAUGCUGAUCAUGUUUGGUGUUGGAGAGAUGUACCCAUCUUACAGGCCUGUGGGACCGAAGCAAUAUCCCUUCAAUGACCUGUAUCUGGAGAGAGGAGGAGAUCCCAAUAAAGAGCCACCAGUGGUGAAGCACUAUGAAAUCUGAAAAUUGUUGGAAGUGCAACGUUCCUUCUGUGUCAGCUCUUCUUGGGAUGGCAUCUUCUUUAGUGUGCACUGUGGCAUAUGUUAACAUUUGUUCUUCAACUUUUAACCACCAACUGCAGUGAAAUAUAUUGAUGAUACCUAUC
Messenger RNA from Struthio camelus australis, 572 nucleotides. The record is from RefSeq and is a predicted model, not a curated record. NCBI's taxonomy places the organism in Eukaryota, Metazoa, Chordata, Aves, Struthioniformes, Struthionidae.